Rhinopithecus roxellana (golden snub-nosed monkey) is the source of this 1293-nucleotide messenger RNA. RefSeq names its product aminolevulinate dehydratase (gene ALAD). The coding region runs from base 180 to 1199 and encodes 339 amino acids. Gene Ontology annotation, biological process: heme biosynthetic process. Gene Ontology annotation, cellular component: cytosol. Gene Ontology annotation, molecular function: porphobilinogen synthase activity; zinc ion binding. The record is from RefSeq and is a predicted model, not a curated record. NCBI's taxonomy places the organism in Eukaryota, Metazoa, Chordata, Mammalia, Primates, Cercopithecidae. The transcript has 12 exons.
UGUGGAGGGGGCGGGCUGUGGGGGAGCUGCUUCCGGAUGAGCCCCUCCGCCCCCCACAUGGUCCCUGGGAGGCGGGAGCGGGAGACAGCGGUGACUGGCGCAGCGACCGGGAGGCCUUAGGGAGGCAGACAGAGCCUGCAGCCAACAACGCCCCAGGAGCCCUCGGUUCCAACCAACUGAUGCCCCUGUGCCCACUGACCCAUGCCAUGCAGCCCCAGUCCGUUCUGCACAGCGGCUACUUCCACCCACUGCUUCGGGCCUGGCAGACAGCCACCACCACCCUCAAUGCCUCCAACCUCAUCUACCCCAUCUUUGUCACGGAUGUUCCUGAUGACAUACAGCCUAUCGCCAGCCUCCCAGGAGUGGCCAGGUAUGGUGUGAACCGGCUGGAAGAGAUGCUGAGGCCCCUGGUGGAAGAGGGCCUACGCUGUGUCUUGAUCUUUGGCGUCCCCAGCAGAGUUCCCAAGGAUGAGCGGGGUUCUGCAGCUGACUCCGAGGAGUCCCCAGCUAUUGAGGCGAUCCAUCUGUUGAGGAAGACCUUCCCCAACCUCCUGGUGGCCUGUGACGUCUGCCUAUGUCCCUACACCUCCCAUGGUCACUGCGGGCUCCUGAGUGAAAAUGGAGCAUUCCGGGCUGAGGAGAGCCGCCAGCGGCUAGCUGAGGUAGCACUCGCAUAUGCCAAGGCAGGAUGUCAGGUGGUAGCCCCGUCAGACAUGAUGGAUGGACGCGUGGAAGCCAUCAAGGAGGCCCUGAUGGCACAUGGACUUGGCAACAGGGUAUCAGUGAUGAGCUACAGUGCCAAGUUUGCUUCCUGUUUCUAUGGCCCUUUCCGGGACGCAGCUCAGUCAAGCCCAGCUUUUGGGGACCGCCGCUGCUACCAGCUGCCCCCUGGAGCACGAGGCCUGGCCCUCCGAGCUGUGGACCGGGAUGUACGGGAAGGAGCUGACAUACUCAUGGUGAAGCCGGGAAUGCCCUACCUGGACAUCAUGCGGGAGGUAAAGAACAAGCACCCCGACCUCCCUCUCGCCGUGUACCACGUCUCUGGAGAGUUUGCCAUGCUGUGGCACGGAGCCCAGGCUGGGGCAUUUGAUCUCAAGGCUGCCGUACUGGAGGCCAUGACUGCCUUCCGCAGAGCAGGUGCUGACAUCAUCAUCACCUACUACACACCCCAGCUGCUGCAGUGGCUGAAGGAGGAAUGAAGGAGACAGUGCAGGCCUGAGAACUAGAACUUUAAAACGUUCCCGGGGCCUCAGAGAAGUGAAAACCAAAGUAAAUCCUGCUUUUAGAACUGUG